CUCCCCCCCCCUCUCUUCCAGCUCUGCGGCUUUUGUGCCUCCACCCCUUCUCGUGAUUCGAUCGGAGGGUCUCAAUUUCUUUCAGAAUGCUGGCACGUUCAGUCCUCCGCUCGGUGCCCGCCCGAGGCAUCGCACGCCCGACGCUGGGCAAGACCUCGACGCGCGCCGCUUCCUCGACAGCCGGCCCCGAGGCCACCAGCUCCCCUUUCAACCUCACACUUAUUGCUGCCGCCGCGACCGUCGCCACAGUCGGGACUGCGACCUAUGCUUGGGGACAGGAUGCAUUUGCGAUGACGCCUGCUGAGGAGGGUCUGCACGCUACCCAAUACCCUUGGGAACACGCCAAGUGGAACAAGACCUUUGAUCACGCUGCUCUGCGCCGUGGUUUCCAGGUCUACCGUGAGGUUUGCGCUUCCUGCCACUCUCUUACCCGUGUCCCCUGGCGCUCGUUUGUUGGUGUUAUGCACACCGUGGACGAGAUGAAGGCCAUGGCCGAGGAGAACGAGUACGACACCGAGCCCAACAACGAGGGUGAGAUUGAGAAGCGCCCUGGCAAGCUUUCCGACUACAUCCCUGCCCCCUACAAGAACGAAGAGGCUGCCCGUGCCGCCAACGGUGGUGCCCUGCCUCCUGAUCUGAGCUUGAUCGUCAAGGGUCGCCACGGCGGCUGCAACUACAUUUUCUCCCUCCUGACCGGCUACCCUGACGAGAUCCCUGCUGGUGCCUCCGUCGCCGAGGGCAUGAACUUCAACCCCUACUUCCCCGGAACUGGUAUUGCCAUGGCCCGUGUCCUCUUCGACGGCGUGGUCGAGUACGAGGACGGUACCCCCGCCACCACCUCCCAGAUGGCCAAGGACGUUGUUGAGUUCCUCAACUGGGCCGCCGAGCCCGAGAUGGACGAGCGCAAGAAGAUGGGUGCCAAGGCCAUUGCCAUCCUCACCGGUCUCUUUGCUCUGAGCGUCUGGGUCAAGCGCUACAAGUGGGCCCCGAUCAAGACACGGAAGAUUGUGUACACACCCCCGGUCUCCCGUCGCUAGAUAAAUAAUCUGCAGGCUGUGGUUGACAGGCCGGGAAAAGCUCGAGUCUGAUCUCAAGCCGCCUGAUUGAUCUUGAACACUCUCCCUUCUUCUCGGCCUGCCGAUGACGACCUGCCUGUUUUGUUAGAGCCGUCUCUCAGAACACUUGUAUCUGUGUACCCU
Messenger RNA from Penicilliopsis zonata CBS 506.65, 1199 nucleotides. RefSeq lists its product as hypothetical. Gene Ontology annotation, biological process: mitochondrial electron transport, ubiquinol to cytochrome c. Gene Ontology annotation, molecular function: electron transfer activity; heme binding. NCBI's taxonomy places the organism in Eukaryota, Fungi, Ascomycota, Eurotiomycetes, Eurotiales, Aspergillaceae. Bases 87 to 1037 code for a protein of 316 amino acids. The record is from RefSeq and is a predicted model, not a curated record. The transcript has 5 exons.